GUCUGCCACUCUCAGCCUAGGCUCACAACACUUCAGCCGCAGAUCUUUGGAAGAGGCUUAAGGCAACAGCCUCUCAAGCGCAGAGGUCUCUUCAGCUCUUUCUCUCUCGCACGCUGUCUCCUCCUGCUGCUGACCUUUGGCUUCCAGUGACAAGCAAAGACCAAACCCAGAAGAUUCUCGUCCAGCACACCCUUUUGUGGGGCAUCACUGACGUUGACCAUCACCACACUGGAGAAGAUAUCUGAAGAGAGAGCAUUCGGGAUCCAACAAGUCUCCAUCCUGGAGGAGAAGCCUUUGCCCCAGGGUCCAAGAACUCCCAAACCUCCAGACAAAACACACAGACACCCUCUUUUUCCUGGAGGGUCCAAGGAAAGGUAAUUCUCUCCCUUAAAAGGGUGGGGGGGCAUCCCAUCAAGUGACCUGGCUCCAUGGAAGAAGCUGUGAGCAAUGCUACCGUUUGCAGCCAUGACUUUGGGUUCGAACAGGCCAACGCCUCCCUUUCCUGGCCAAGCGUAUCUGGAAGUGGCCCAGAGACGGUGAUUGUGCCUGUGUUGUUUGGGGUGAUCUUCCUCCUAGGCAUGGUGGGGAACAUGCUGGUCCUGGUGGUGCUUGGCCAUCUCCGGCCAGGUGGGCGCCCAUCACGCAGUGCCACCAACAUCUUCAUCCUCAACCUGAGCAUUGCAGACUGCUCUUUCCUCGUCUUCUGCGUCCCCUUCCAGGCCACCAUCUACUCCCUGCCCGAGUGGGUCUUCGGUGCCUUCUUCUGCAAGUGGGUCCACUACCUGGUCAUGACCACCAUGCUGGUCAGCAUCUUCACCUUGGUGGCCAUGUCGGUGGACAGGUACAUCGCUGUGGUGCACGCCAAACGCUCGCUCUGCAUCCGCAGCAAGCGCAACGCCACCCUGGGCGUGGGGGUCAUCUGGCUCCUGUCUCUGCUCAUCGCCAUCCCGGUGGCUCAGCACCAGGCCCUCAUGAGAGGCCACCGGCAGGCACCCAACAGCUCCUUCUGCUGGGAGCAUUGGGCAGACAACCCUGCGGCCAAGCAGGUCUACAAGGUUACCAUUCUGGUGGUGGGUUACCUGCUACCUCUGGUGCUCAUCACCUGCUGCUAUGCCAAGGUUAUACGCCAUCUUCAAAAGAAGGUGAAGAAUAUUUCCAAGAAGUCAGAGAGAUCCAAAAGAAAGACAGCUCAAACAGUGUUGCUGGUGGUUGCUGUCUUUCUAAUCUCCUGGCUCCCGCACCACAUCAUCACUAUGUGGGCUGAGUUUGGGAAGUUCCCCCUGAACGAUAUCUCCUUCACCUUUCGCAUCAUCGCACACUGCUUAGCCUAUGGGAACUCUUGCAUCAACCCCAUCAUCUACGCUUUCCUGUCGGAGAAUUUCCGCACAGCCUGCCGGCAAGUCUUCACAUGCAAGGGCCUCCUUCAGCCGCCCCCUGCGGAGAAGAUGGUGAGGAUCCGCAUGGAGAACUUCUCCACUUCUCACUCGACAACCAACGUGUGACAUGGGGCGGGGAGGAAGAGCUAUCAGCAAAGGAAGAAACAAGAGAAAUGCAGCAGUGCCCAGAAAUUCCUUGCACAGGCACAGAUACAUCUCAAAAGGGGUGGGGGAAGCAGACCCAUUCUGGAUGUUCCCUCUGUGACAUUAAUGGUACUCACAGGAGCUGUCCAUUCCUCAUCACCACCAUUGCUCAUAAUUGUGGCUUCAGAGCGACAGCUUUCUGAGAUGUUUCCAAUGUUUUAUGGAGGUGUGGCACCUAAAGCUGCUACAGGCUGAGAUUUAACUUUUGUUUACAGCUGAAAGUAAGGGAGCCACUUAACCCCAGCCCCAAAAGAGGAUGCUGAUGUGCAUUUGUAUAGGAACAAAUUUAGAAUCACUGUAAAUUCAACAGAAGUACAAUAUGGGGAAGAUACUGGCCAAGUGACUGGUGGGCCUGCUCAGUCCAGAUGCUCACUCUUGACAGGUAACUUCAAACCCUCCCAGUCUAUCUUUAUUUUUAAACUGGACUUGGACCGCAAAACCCUUCAAAGUAAGGCUUCUUGUGGAGCAGGACACAUUCUGCUUCACUAUGUAUGAAGUGUAGUAAUGUCUUAUGGAAAGAUAUGUCCAUGUGUGAAGUAAGUCUAUUUAGCAGUGACGGAUAAUAAAGGUAAGAGGAUGGUGAAGGAAGACACAUUGGAAGGCAAUUGUUGCUAUGGAUCCAUAGUGCUAAAGCUCACUUUUAUCUCCACCACCUCAUUUGUGAAAGGCUUCCUUGAUUAUAUCAUGGUCAGAUGUUGCAUUGCACAUACCAAGACAUUUUGAAUUUUUGGCCCAAGAUAAUUUUGCCCUUUUGAUACAGAAUGUACACUGGCAUAGUCACUCUUCUUUGCAUAAUUUAUUUAAAAAACUGAUCUGUAUUAUUUAUUCUGGUUUGGGUAUUAAUAGGAAGGAGCCAGUUAGGGCACUGAUGCCUCCCUCUCAACCGCUGAAAAUUAUUUCAGCUACUUUUCUGGGUUCUGAUGUUUCAGCAUGCCCUGCCUGAAUACUGGUAAGUAUAUCUUCAUAGACAUAAGGACUAGAAACUUGUUUCUCCAUCUCCAAUUAAACAAACAAACACUUUGAUUUGCAGGAAGCAGAAAUCUGCUUCUAAUACAUUUUGCUUCCAAUGCCAUCCUCUGUGCUUAUUCCAUAUCCUGCAGAAAAGGUUGCCCAGGCAUAGCCCAGAUGGCCCAAUUAAUAUGUCUAAGUGGCACAUUUAUCAUUUGAAACACAAUGUGCAUAGCUUCAUUUGUGAAAAGUGUUGAUGUGACACCAGCUCCCUGCACAGUUCUGACAACAUGAACAAGUCUAUCACAAACCUCUGCUUUUGUGUUGGUGUUGCUCAAAUCCAAGGACUAUGUUCAGAGCCCCCUGGAGGGUAAAAAUUAAAUAGAUCAAUCUCUACAAUCAGAAAGAGAGUUUGAUCUGAUUCCACCUUGCCAUGAAGACCUGUGUCCACAUAGCUGUGUCUCCAAAAAGUAACCAUGCUGUGUGUAAUAUUCCUGCCCGAUCACUGAGGUCUUUGAGAGAUUUUCUAGUGGUACUCCCAUGGUUCAGAUGAAUGGCUUGUAGUCUCCAGGAGCCAUGCAUUCAGUACUGUUGACCCAGUUUCAUGGAACUUCCUUUCAGUUGAGGUCAAGCAGGUCUGCUGAACUUCCGGCACCUACUGAAGACUUUUUUUAGUUCAGCAGGAAUUAUGAUUUUACAGUCUUAAUUGAUUUUUGUCAUUAUUGUGCUGGUUUACUUGAAAGGAUAGAAUGAUAGAAUUUGAAGGGACCCCAUGGAUCAUCUAGUCCAACCCCCUGCAAUGCAGGAAUAUGCAUCCAUACAGGGAUCAAACCCGUCACCGUGGUGUUAUCAGCACCAUGCUCUAACCAACUGAGCUAACCAGCUUGUACACAGCUUAGAGACUAUAGUAAUCAUGAUAUAAAAUGGCAGGUGCAGACCAGAUCUGGCUAAGAUCCGGUAGGGCAUGGGAGAGACAACAGAGGGGGAGAGGCAACAAGAAUAAUCAGAAAAUAGGAGAAUGGUAGAGGCACGAGGCAACACAUCAUGAAUGUUAAGAAAAUGUCAUAAGACACAUGUAUGCUUUGUGCUGAGCUUCAUUAUGGUUUCCGUAAGGCACCAAUCUCUCUUUCUGUUCAGAGGCAGUGCCUGCAAACUGUGUGAUUGAAUAUGUAUAUAUUUUUAUUUCAUUCUGCGAACCGCCCUGAGACCUGCGGGUAUAGGGCAGUAUAUUAAAUAAAUGAAUAAAUAAAUAAAUGUUCAUGUAAAAAACACACACCUGUUACUGUGCAUUAUCUCAAUGCAUCAGACUAACCACCAGGCUGUGUGUUUUUUCCUACACUGUGUUGCUGUCGUAAAAAUGAGAAACACCAUCGUGAUUAGCCUGCAGUGGGAAUGUCCUUUGCUUCACUCUGCUGUGCAAAAUUGGAAAACACUGUAUUAAAACAUUGUGUGACUCCAUGUU
Molecule: messenger RNA, 3990 nt
Organism: Podarcis muralis (Common wall lizard)
Lineage: Eukaryota; Metazoa; Chordata; Lepidosauria; Squamata; Lacertidae
Product: galanin receptor type 1-like
Biological process (GO): G protein-coupled receptor signaling pathway
Cellular component (GO): plasma membrane
Molecular function (GO): G protein-coupled receptor activity
Source: RefSeq, a predicted model, not a curated record